AAAGAGAUGAACAUGAGAUGUACCUCGCUGUACAUGGUGGCAGUUAAGUACAAUAAUUAGUAGCUACAAUAUGAUUUUACCAACUGGGCCUAUGAAGACACAAGGGGCCAUGAAACGAACCACUCCUGGCGUCCACCGACUGGAACAGGAACAGAACUUCAUCGGCCCAAGAUUCGUGAGCAGUUUCGCCAUGGCCCGUGGUCGAUCGCGAAGCCCGAGAAGGAGCCGAUGGGACAAGGUCUUUUGUGUGGAUGUGGAGUGCGUGGCCAUUGGCCGCAGCCAUGACAUAUCAGCGCGCAGCCCAUGCUCGGUGGCCCUUGUGAAUGGACAAGAGGAGGUUCUUCUCAAGGAGAUCAUCAAGCCCGAGAAACCGAUUAUCAGCUGUUUGACUCCCCUCACUGGUGUGACCAAAGCUGAUUUGGACAAGGGCAUCUCCUUGAAUGAGGCCGUGGCAAAGUUGAAGCGGCUCCUACCAGCAGAUGCUGUCUUGGUUGGACAAAGUUGUGCGUCCGACAUUGAGUGGAUGAUGCUUGAGAAGGGUGUGGAUUUCGCAGAAGUCGUGGAUCUUGGCGAAAUCUUCAAAGGCUACAACGCCCGAUAUGGGAACUACUCGGUGCAUUCGCUCCAGCAUGAAGCCCGGGUUCUAUUGGGCAAGACGGCACGCGGAGCCCACGACCCUGCCUGGGAUGCACAGGUCUCUGUAGCUCUCUACAAGAAAGCAAAGCUGGCAACAGCGCAGGAGCUCACAUCCAUGCAGCAGCAGCUGAUUUCAACAAAGCCCCUCCCCAGCGUGGCAAAGAGCCACAACUACAACAUUGAUGGCGUUUGUAUGGCGAAGUUUAUGCCAAAGUUCUGCACAUGCUGACGUUGUUUUGAGUGAAGGAUGUCCGCUGGCCGACGUGGGGGUUUAUGAAACAUGUCACAGCAUGGCCACAAGGUAUUCACAAGUGCGUGCUUUCUGACAGGCAAAGCACGAGUCACAGUCUUGCUGGCAUAUUGCGGCG
Messenger RNA from Durusdinium trenchii, 1004 nucleotides. Lineage: Eukaryota; Dinophyceae; Suessiales; Symbiodiniaceae. The record is from the annotation of a GenBank genome assembly.